Molecule: messenger RNA, 3608 nt
Organism: Coregonus sp. 'balchen'
Lineage: Eukaryota; Metazoa; Chordata; Actinopteri; Salmoniformes; Salmonidae
Source: the annotation of a GenBank genome assembly
GUCUGUCAGUACAGAAUGACCAGCCUGCCAUGAGGUCAUUGUGCACUUUAAUGAAAUGGGGGAAAGAAAAGGAUCAGACAAAGACAGUUCUAUAACAUAUUUGUUCCAUAUUGUUGUUGCAUUAACAUUGAUCUUGUUCCUCUUGCCUCAAAACAUCCUGGUACUGUAAAAGGGAGAUAUUUAAGUGGCUUGGUUUAGUGUUUGUCUUGGAAUUGUUGUGUGUGUGUGCCUUUCCUGUAAAUGUUCUGAAGGAUGUGUUCCAGUGGCUUGGUUUUAAGGUGACUGUACUCCUAGACCAGACAGCAGUGCAGGCCAGCAAAGGAUUGAAGAGGUUUGGUGAAGAGAAGCAUGGCGAAGCCUUUGUCUGCUGCGUACUGAGUCAUGGUGACAAAGGAGUUAUCUAUGGCACAGAUGACAAACCCAUCUCCACCAAUGACCUCUUCUCCACCCUUCAAAGGCACCAACUGCUCCACCCUCAUUGGCAAGCCCAAGGCGUUCUUCAUCCAGGCAUGUCGGGGGAAAGAUACCCAAGCUAGAGUGGAGUUGGAGGCGGACGCAAAUCCAAGUCACCAGAUCUACAUUCCAGCUGAUGCUGAUUUCCUGGUUGCCAUGGCCACUGUUGAAGACUACAAGUCCUUCAGAGACCCAAACCAGGGGUUCUGGUUCAUCCAGACUCUGUGCGAACAGCUCAAACAGGGCUGUCCCAGGUGAAGCCUGAUUGAAUAUAUGCUCUAGAGCAGCAAUUCUCAACUGGUGGCUCGCGGGCGUCUGAGUAAAAAUAAUGUUUAUUUAUUGAUUCUUUAUGAAAAAAUACUCCAGUCUGAACUUAAACCAGUUUAAAAAGUGUGUAGAAAUGAUAAUGAACUUACAUUUUUAAAUAAUUUAAAGUGGCAAUAUGUAACUUUAUGGGUGACCUGACCAAAUGCUCAUAGAAAUGUGAGUUAUAGAUAUAUCAUUCUACUUGAAAGCAUGUCUAAAGCGGUAGAUCUGUUCUAUGUGCGCUAUUUCUUUGCUUCCCGUUCUUAUUUUUGUUGUUGUUGCGUCUUUUACUAUCGGUUUUGUACACCAUCUUCAAAGAGCUGAAACAACAAUAUUUUUGGUUAAUAUAAUAUAUUUCACAGUGGUGCAAUGAUUCUCUACACAAGACUAUCUUAUUUUGUCACAUAAACUGAAAUUAGGUGAACUAUUAGAGUUUUAGCAACCAGGAAAUAGUGGAGCGAUUUCUGCAUAGUGUAACUUCAAUCACAGUAUUUUCAAUAUAGCUAUUAGCAGCGCUAUUUUGGUUGAUUUUGUGGUCUCAAACCAGUGAGUUUAUUAACAUUCUUCAUCAAGAAUUUGGGCAAAAUGUUAUUAUUGACAAUGAAAGGUGGGAAUGUUUUUCCCUUGCCAUAUAAGUGCUACAUUUACUAUCAAUAUAGCAUAAAAAAUUGUUUUCCAGAUUGUACACUGCUCAAAAAAAUAAAGGGAACACUUAAACAACACAUCCUAGAUCUGAAUGAAUGAAAUAAUCUUAUUAAAUACUUUUUUUCUUUACAUAGUUGAAUGUGCUGACAACAAAAUCACACAAAAAUUAUCAAUGGAAAUCAAAUGUAUCAACCCAUGGAGGUCUGGAUUUGGAGUCACCCUCAAAAUUAAAGUGGAAAACCACACUACAGGCUGAUCCAACUUUGAUGUAAUGUCCUUAAAACAAGUCAAAAUUAGGCUCAGUAGUGUGUGUGGCCUCCACGUGCCUGUAUGACCUCCCUACAACGCCUGGGCAUGCUCCUGAUGAGGUGGCGGAUGGUCUCCUGAGGGAUCUCCUCCCAGACCUGGACUAAAGCAUCCACCAACUCCUGGACAGUCUGUGGUGCAACGUGGCGUUGGUGGAUGGAGCGAGACAUGAUGUCCCAGAUGUGCUCAAUUGGAAUCAGUUCUGGGGAACGGGCGGGCCAUAGCAUCAAUGCCUUCCUCUUGCAGGAACUGCUGACACACUCCAGCCACAUGAGGUCUAGCAUUGUCUUGCAUUAGGAGGAACCCAGGGCCAACCGCACCAGCAUAUGGUCUCACAAGGGGACUGAGGAUCUCAUCUCGGUACCUAAUGGCAGUCAGGCUACCUCUGGCGAGCACAUGGAGGGCUGUGCGGCCCCCCAAAGAAAUGCCACCCCACACCAUGACUGACCCACCGUCAAACCGGUCAUGCUGGAGGAUGUUGCAAGCAGCAGAACGUUCUCCACGGCGUCUCCAGACUCUGUCACAUCUGUCACAUGUGCUCAGUGUGAACCUGCUUUCAUCUGUGAAGAGCACAGGGCGCCAGCGGCGAAUUUGCCAAUCUUGGUGUUCUCUGGCAAAUGCCAAACGUCCUGCACGGUGUUGGGCUGUAAGCACAACCCCCACCUGUGGACGUCGGGCCCUCAUACCACCCUCAUGGAGUCUGUUUCUGACCGUUUGAGCAGACACAUGCACAUUUGUGGCCUGCUGGAAGUCAUUUUGCAGGGCUCUGGCAGUGCUCCUCCUGCUCCUCCUUGCACAAAGGCAGAGGUAGCAGUCAUGCUGCUGGGUUGUUGCCCUCCUACGGCCUCCUCCACGUCUCCUGAUGUACUGGCCUGUCUCCUGGUAGCGCCUCCAUACUCUGGACACUACGCUGACAGACACAGCAAACCUUCUUGCCACAGCUCGCAUUGAUGUGCCAUCCUGGAUAAGCUGCACUACCUGAGCCACUUGUGUGGGUUGUAGACUCCGUCUCAUGCUACCACUAGAGUGAAAGCACCGCCAGCAUUCAAAAGUGACCAAAACAUCAGCCAGGAAGCAUAGGAACUGAGAAGUGGUCUGUGGUCACCACCUGCAGAACCACUUCUUUAUUGGGGGUGUCUUGCUAAUUGCCUAUAAUUUCCACCUGUUGUCUAUUCCAUUUGCACAACAGCAUGUUAAAUGUAUUGUCAAUCAGUGUUGCUUCCUAAGUGGACAGUUUGAUUUCACAGAAGUGUGAUUGACUUGGAGUUACAUUGUGUUGUUUAAGUGUUCCCUUUAUUUUUUUGAGCAGUGUAUUUAAGCGAUUGUUUUUCGCGAUGAAAAUAUUGGGUCGUGACUGAAACAACCUGGUUCAAUUUCUGUCCCGAGCAAAACCAUUUGAGAACUACUGUUCUAGUGGCUAAAAUAUUCUUACAUAACAAAGCAGAUGUUUAGUAGGAAAAGAGCUGACAAUACAAAACUGACCAUAUACUACAGAAUAACAGUGUUGUUCAGAACUCCAGUCUACACACUAUCAGGUGUAAACCAGGGACUUGUCUAGUUAAGUAAAGGUUAGAAUAAUAUUACUAUAAAAUCUAUUAGCUCACAGUGAACAAGUCCCCUGACUCUAAUCUGAAAUUUAUGCAUUGCUGGCGAUGUGUAUUUUAUGGGAGCAGUGAGUUGUGAGUUGUUGUCUUUUCUGGGUGUUAAUGUCUGCAUUGUCUGGUAUGUGUGUAUCUCCUGCUCUCUCUAGAGGUGAUGACAUCCUGACCAUCCUAACGCAUGUCAAUAGAGACGUGAGGCAAAAGGAUGGGCAAUACUGGGAUAAGAAUGCCAAGGAUUACAAGCAGGCCGAGCAGUUUCCCGAGCCCAAUUACACCCUGACGAAGAGGCUGGUGUUC